This is a messenger RNA of Trichophyton rubrum CBS 118892, 1563 nucleotides long. RefSeq lists its product as uncharacterized. The transcript has a single exon. The coding region runs from base 1 to 1563 and encodes 520 amino acids. The record is from RefSeq and is a predicted model, not a curated record. Lineage: Eukaryota; Fungi; Ascomycota; Eurotiomycetes; Onygenales; Arthrodermataceae. Gene Ontology annotation, molecular function: ATP binding; hydrolase activity; DNA binding.
AUGGCAAACAGCCAUGCAACUGGGACCGCGGAUAUAACAAUCGCAUCCAUCCGCAGCCUCCUUUCAAAAGGCCGAAUAGAGAAAUACAAUCCAGAAAGAUUUAAACUUGUGUUAGUUGAUGAGGCACACCAUAUAGUUGCGCCGAGCUAUCGUGAAGCCCUAGCUCAUUUCAACUUGGGCGAGACAAAUGCAGACUCUCCAGCGUUAGUUGGUGUUUCUGCAACAUUUUCGCGGUUUGAUGGGCUGAAAUUGGGCGCAGCUAUCGAUUACAUUGUAUACCACAAAGAUUAUGUUGACAUGAUCGGAGAGAACUGGCUUUCCGAUGCCCUUUUUACGACGGUGAAAUCGCAUGUGGAUCUCUCACGCGUCAGUGAUGGUCCCAAUGGAGAUUUUCAAACUCAUCAGCUUUCACUUGCUGUCAACACAGAGACCGCCAAUGACAUCACCGUUUCUUCAUGGCGCUCGAAAGCCGGUGAAAGAAAAUCCACACUUGUGUUUUGCGUUGAUAUUGCCCAUGUACGUGACUUAACGGCCAAGUUUCGAGAGAUCGGAGUCGAUGCUAGGUAUAUCACAGGCCAGACUCCCAAGGAUGUCCGUGCCAAAGAACUGGAAGCUUUCAGGAAUUACGAGUUUCCAGUUCUCGUUAACUGUGGACUCUUUACUGAAGGAACCGAUAUUCCGAAUAUCGACUGUGUCUUGCUCGCAAGACCUACAAGAUCGAAGAAUCUCCUAAUUCAAAUGAUAGGGAGAGGUCUUCGGCUACAUCCAGAUAAAGCCAAUUGCCAUAUCAUUGAUAUGGUUGCUUCCUUGAAUUGUGGAGUUCUCACCACACCUACCCUCCUCGGAUUACAUCCCGAUGAAGGUUUGGACAAGAUAUCUGCUAAAGAUGCUAAAGAGAAGAGAGAGAACUUUGACAAAGAUCCAACCCAAGGCCAGGGAACGAAAAAGGGCCGUUCCCCGGAGGACGAAGACAUUGUUGUUGGUUUCACCGACUACGAUUCUGUCCACGACCUGGUACAAGAUGCCUCUGGUGAAGAUCAUAUCCGUGCUAUUAGCGAAAAUGCGUGGGUCCAAGUUAGCCCACAUCGUUACAUUCUUAGCGCUCCUGCAGGGAGGUUAACAAUCUCUAAAGAUAAUUCUGGCUUGUUUUCAGUCCACCAUGUUAUCAGCUUAAGCCCGUCAGGUAACUCAAAAAGCCCUUUCAGUCGUCCUCGCGAGGUGGUAUCCGCGGUUGAUCUUGUUCAGGCAAUUCACGCUGCUGAUACCCUUGCCUCCCGCAUAUUUAGAGGCCCAGUAUACAUUGCUUCAUGGCAGCCGUGGAGAAAGAGGCGUGCAAGCCCCGGACAGAUAGGAUACCUGAGGAAACAACUUGGGAAGGAAAUACCUGAGAAGAUUACAAAGGGUGAAGCCGCUGAUAUGAUCACUAAACUCAAGCACGGUGCAAAGGGCCAAUUCAAAGAGUUAUUGUCGUCAAAGCGACGUAGCAAACGCGAACUUGAAAGGAUGGCUAAAUGGAAAGAAAUGGCUGCUAGUGAGGAAGUGAAGAUCGGUCCACUCGCUUGA